Messenger RNA from Cryptococcus wingfieldii CBS 7118, 1110 nucleotides. RefSeq lists its product as hypothetical. Lineage: Eukaryota; Fungi; Basidiomycota; Tremellomycetes; Tremellales; Cryptococcaceae. The record is from RefSeq and is a predicted model, not a curated record. The coding region runs from base 1 to 1110 and encodes 369 amino acids. The transcript is spliced from 2 exons.
AUGUCCAGCUCAAGACCCUCAGCACUCCCUCAUCUCCCCCACGACGUCGUCCUCCUCAUUCUCGACCACAUCGAUGACACAGCCGGCCCCUCCACCCUCGCUUCCCUCGCCCGCGUCUCUCGAUCCCUUCAUCGAAAAUUUAUCCCCCUCCUCUACAAAUCCAUCACUCUCACCCAACACAACUGCUCAGAAUUCUUCUAUGGGCUAUCCCCUGCCGACACAAUCAACGAAGACGAGAGAGAAGAGUGGUGGGAAGAGGAGCUAGAGGACAAAAAGUCGGCGGUCGCGAGAAGGCUCGCGAUGCUGGGAUAUGUGCAGAAUGUACGCCUGGAGGAUUUCGAGGCUGUCACGAUAUGUCAUUCAGCUAUCGCCACUUUCCUUUCGCUGGAGCUCAAGGCCCCGCCAAAAAGCUGGUACGAUCCCAGAAAGCCGACAGACGACACUCGCAGCAGGCGCCUCCUCUUCCACAGCCGUAUUCCCACCAACGUCCACCUCUCCUCUAACCUCCUCGACUCUUUGCGAACUUCCGAAGCGCCUCUAAAUACGAAGACAUGGUGGAUUCCGCUGCUGCAGAGAAUGUUGAGGACCAGUGGGGUAUUGUCGAUGGAACAGCCCGAGGGGCCUGCUAUGCCGUACGUCUCGCGAUGUCUGGAGCCAAUCUGCCGGCAAAUUUGUCCACGGCUAUUGGUGCUCGACAGUUUUGAAGAAGGGGGUCUCGGCAGCAUGUUGUCUGCUUCUCAACGGGGUGUCGCCAUCCGUUUCAGAGAUGUAGAUGUGAAUAGUCGGAUCAAUGAACAGUAUUUCGAAGCUCUCAACUUGAUCUCAAUACAUAUGCGCCGCACGCCAAAACCCCUGUACUAUAUCAUUUACAACGUCUCGUCCAAAGGCGUUCCGGUAUCAUUCGGCGUCCCAAAACACAAAGGCGUUCCAGUCCCGAUCAGCGAGAAGGAGAGGAUCAGGGUAUCAAUCGUCAGCUACGCUUUUGUGUUAGCUGCUCAAAGUCCCCGCCAGAGGAGGGUGAAGCUCAAGGUUGUCAUGGCGGGCGUCGAGUCGGAGGUUUCGGUGGAUAAGAUGAGGAACGAUCUGGUGGAGUUUAUGAAGACGGGUUGA